GACGCGAAUUGAAAUCAAUUUGACUGACUUGACUGGCUUUGCUUUUUCGUUGCUCUUCCUGCAGUUGCCAAGCACAACAGAACGGAUAGCUGCUGGGUGGUUCUCUACGGGAAGGUGUACGAUGUGAGUGCUCCCCAUCGCUAGUUACAUCUAGACCGUUUAUCUUUCCUUUUUCGCUUCAUCGUCCCUUGUUUGCCCUGCGUGAUUCCGGGGCGAUCAAAGCGCUGGUUGAGAAGCGAAUUUACGAAUGAGCAUUGCUCGAUUAUCAGAGGCACUACGGAGCAAUUGUGCCGGAAUUGACUGUCUGAUGAAACAGCUGGUUGGAGCUGAAGCCAAAUAUUCCAGUUCUAAUGACGUUAAAAUGCCUUGUCUUGCUCAUAUUCGCUUAUCUAGGUUACGAAUUUCCUCCCCAAUCAUCCGGGAGGCGCGAAUAUCAUCCUGCAACUGGCUGGGAGGGAUGCAACCGAAGAAUACGAUCCAAUUCAUCCUACCGGUACUCUGGAGGAUAGUCUCCCUCCAGAGGCCCUGGUAGGCAGAGUAGAUGAGAAGUCUCUGGCAAAACUUGCCCCAAAGCCAGCCAAAGCGGAAAAGACCACCGAAGGGCCUCCUCCGUUAUCGACUCUCUUGAACAUGGAUGACUUUGAGGCGGCUGCUUCAAAGCAGCUAACCCACAAGGCUUGGGCAUAUUACUUUUCUGGAGCGGAUGAUCUGAUCUCCAAAUCAUUGAACAACAGUAUCUACAGAUCUAUAUUACUUCGCCCAAGAGUCUUUGUGGAUUGCAAGAACUGCAGUCUGGCCACUAGUAUGUUGGGUUACAAGCUCAAUACUCCUAUCAUUGCUUCACCUACUGCAAUGGCGCGACUUGCGCACCCCUCAGGUGAAGCUGGUAUUGCUGCCGCAUGUGCCAAAUUCGGUGCUAUGCAAAUUAUCUCCAACAAUGCCUCAAUGACCCCAGAAGAGAUCGUCAAAGGGGCUACCCCAGAUCAAGUGUUCGGAUGGCAGUUAUAUGUACAAAUUGAGCGAAAGAAGAGUGAAGCCAUGCUGGCACGCAUAAACAAGAUCAAAGCCAUCAAAUUUAUUUGCCUUACCCUCGAUGCACCCGUACCGGGAAAGAGAGAGCUUGACGAACGCACAAAGGCUAUUGCAUCUACCCCUGCCGUCGCAGACAUAGUCAAAUCGUCGGGAGGACACGAGAUUACUGGUGGCGGUGGUCUAGGACAACAGUUAUUUGCUGGCACAGACCCGUCUUUAACGUGGAAGGAUACCUUACCCUGGCUGUUGAAACAUACCGACCUUCCCAUUGUCCUCAAGGGUAUCCAGACCCAUGAAGACGCUUACAUUGCUUCUCUGCACACCCCUCAGAUAAAAGGUAUCAUUCUCUCGAACCACGGCGGAAGAGCGAUGGACACUGCCCCGCCUUCCAUCCAUACCUUGAUGGAGAUCCGCAAAUACUGUCCUGAAGUUUUUAAUCGAAUCGAGGUUUGGAUUGAUGGUGGGAUUAAGAGAGGCACUGAUGUGGUCAAAGCACUGUGUCUGGGUGCCAAAGGGGUUGGUGUUGGUAGGAAUGCACUCUUCAGUCUUGCAGCUGGUGGCCCCGAAGGUGUUGAACGAAUGCUUGAAAUUCUCUGUGCGGAAACAAUGACAGCAAUGCGGUUGUUAGGGGUUGAUAAGGUGGAAGAUCUCGGUAUGCAGCAUGUAAGUUGGACUAUUCACCAGUCCACCUUUGCCAUCGUAUAGAUAGCUGAUAAUUGCCUAGAUCAAUGCUCGAGCUGUUGAGCAGCAACUAUACGAUGGCGGUGCUGGCCUCGACAUCUUGGGAUCCCAUAUCAAAGCAAAGAUAUAAUCUCGGGUAGCUACAGCAUUCACCUCGGUAACCAGGCUUAUUGAAGAUCUAAGUGACAAU
Messenger RNA from Trichophyton rubrum CBS 118892, 1903 nucleotides. RefSeq lists its product as uncharacterized. Lineage: Eukaryota; Fungi; Ascomycota; Eurotiomycetes; Onygenales; Arthrodermataceae. Gene Ontology annotation, molecular function: oxidoreductase activity; FMN binding. The record is from RefSeq and is a predicted model, not a curated record. The coding region runs from base 631 to 1737 and encodes 368 amino acids. The transcript is spliced from 2 exons.